Molecule: messenger RNA, 1134 nt
Organism: Cajanus cajan (pigeon pea)
Lineage: Eukaryota; Viridiplantae; Streptophyta; Magnoliopsida; Fabales; Fabaceae
Product: chitinase 2
Biological process (GO): carbohydrate metabolic process
Molecular function (GO): hydrolase activity, hydrolyzing O-glycosyl compounds
Source: RefSeq, a predicted model, not a curated record
CCUACGAAAGCAAAUGCAUAGCACAACAACAACCUUCAAACUCAAGCUUUUCGAUUCUUGGUGCAUAUAGCAAUGGAAUUCCCCACUUCCACUCUUAAACCAUUUUUCUUAAUUUUGUUACUACUCACAUCAAGCCAUGCAGGAGCAGGAGCAGGAGCACCACCCCCCUCAUCAAACCUAUUCCGAGAAUACAUCGGAGCGGAAUUCAACAACGUUAAAUUCUCCGAUGUCCCAAUCAACCCAAGUGUGGAAUUCCACUUCAUUCUCUCCUUCGCCAUCGACUACGACACCUCAUCAUCGCCCUCACCCACCAACGGAAAAUUCAACGUCUUUUGGGACACCACCAACCUUAGCCCCACCCAAGUUUCCUCCAUCAAAGCCAAAAACCCAAAUGUCAAAGUUGCCCUUAGUCUCGGGGGUGACAGCGUGGCAAACGGGUAUGCUUUCUUCGACCCCUCUUCAACCGACACGUGGCUUUCCAACGCCGUUUCUUCCCUCACAACCAUAAUCAAAGACUACAACUUGGACGGAAUCGACAUUGACUACGAGCACUUCAAGUCAGACCCUGACACGUUUUCUGAGUGCAUUGGGAGGCUCAUCAAGACGCUCAAAUCAAACGGGGUUAUUUCUUUUGCUUCCAUUGCUCCCUUCGAUGAUGACCAAGUUCAGAGCCACUACUUGGCCUUGUGGAAGAGUUACGGGGACAUCAUAGAUUAUGUUAACUUUCAGUUUUAUGCCUACGACAAGGGCACCAGCGUCGACCAGUUCAUCGGUUACUUCAACCAACAAAGUUCGAAUUAUAAAGGUGGGAAGGUGUUGGUGAGUUUCAUCAGUGAUGGGAGUGGUGGCUUGUCUCCAAAUGCUGGCUUCUUCACUGCGUGUCAUACGUUGAAGACUCACCAAAAACUUCAUGGGAUAUUUGUUUGGUCCGCGGAUGAUUCCAUGGGAAAUGGUUUUCGCUAUGAGAAGCAAUCACAAGCUCUUUUAGCUUUACCCUAGUAUGCUUCAUUAAAUUAAAAUGUUAUAUAUGUAUGUAUCCCUGUACUCAUAUAGACUUUAUAUCAUGGAUAUACACAUGUAUGUAUGAUUAUUAUGAUAUAUGUAUCUUCUACCUUUUAUUUAUAUUAAAGUAAA